This is a messenger RNA of Diabrotica virgifera virgifera (western corn rootworm), 828 nucleotides long. It is a transcript of the gene Sld5, whose product is annotated as DNA replication complex GINS protein SLD5. NCBI's taxonomy places the organism in Eukaryota, Metazoa, Arthropoda, Insecta, Coleoptera, Chrysomelidae. Gene Ontology annotation, biological process: DNA-templated DNA replication; double-strand break repair via break-induced replication. The record is from RefSeq and is a predicted model, not a curated record. The coding region runs from base 66 to 743 and encodes 225 amino acids. The transcript is spliced from 2 exons. Gene Ontology annotation, cellular component: GINS complex.
AGUGACAGCGCGGGAAAGAGUUUGUUUGCUUAACCUUUGAUAAUUAUUAAAAAGAUAAAACAUUAAUGGAAGAUUUAAGCGAAGAUUUAAUAGUAGAUGAUAUCGAAAAUGCUUCCAAUGAAUCCGAUGAUCAAGUACAAAUUACACCAGCAGAAGUGAUAGAAUUAAUGGAAGAAGCUUGGGUCAAUGAAAAAUUUGCACCAGAAAUUCUUCCCCAUAGAUCCGAAAUUGUAGAUAUUAUUUUAGAUCAGAUCAUAACGAUGGAGGAGAAUAUAAAAAAGCUUAGUAGCACAGAUUUUACCAAAAGUGUUUAUCAAUUGGAAGUAGACAGGCUUAGAUUUUUAAUUUCUAGUUAUUUGAGAACCAGAAUGGAAAAAAUUGAAGCUUAUGUAAUUCACAUUCUAAACGAAGAAUCUAAAAGACUUGAAAAUGGGGACGAAUUAUAUUUAAGUGAGCAAGAGCUUAAAUUUGCCAAGGAUUACUCUCACACAAUGAAACAGUACUUCGAAAAAUUGAUAAAAUGUUACCCAGGUAAUCAGUCUGACGCAUGGUCAGAUAAAAUUAUUGAACCAAACUUAAAUAGUUUUGUGUUUUUAAAAUCGAAAAACAGAGUGGAGGGAAUUUCAAUUGAAGAAAAUAAUCCAGAGAGUGAUCUAGUUGACUUUAAUAGUGGAUCUCAAAUGAUUAUUUCAUACAGUAGUAUAUCUGAAUUAGUGAAAAAAGGUGAAGUUCAUUUAAUAUGAUAAAAUUUUUAUAUUAGGUCUAUUUAAAACAGUUCUGUGUGUAUUUUAAACUUUUUUAGUGUAAUAUACAUAAUUUAAAACUUAA